GCAGUGGAUAUCAAGAAGGAAGGGAUAAAGGUCACUCUGCUUAAGGGAAUAAAGUGAUCUAUACAAUUAAAUCUACAUUUUUUUAUAAGAAGACUACAAGAAUAAAUGAGAUAUUUAACCAGAUUUAAGUCAUUGGCUGUACUAAUUCAAUACAAGUGAAGGAGUUUGUGAGAAACUCUUGGAAGAUCUAAUAAUAUUUCGCUAAAUCCUCUGGACAUUUCACUUUAGCUCUGAAAGAUGGAGUUAACGGACACAUCUCUUUGCUCAUUCCCAGCAGAUGACUUCUAUGAUGACCCCUGCUUUAACUCAUCAGACAUGCACUUUUUUGAGGAUCUAGAUCCUAGACUGGUACAUGUAACAUUGCUGAAACCAGAAGAACAUCACCACAAUGAAGAUGAACACAUUCGGGCUCCCAGUGGCCACCAUCAAGCAGGCCGCUGCCUGCUUUGGGCUUGUAAAGCCUGCAAGAGAAAGACCACAAAUGCAGACCGCAGAAAGGCAGCCACUAUGAGGGAAAGGAGGCGGUUAAGUAAAGUCAAUGAAGCCUUUGAGACUCUAAAACGGUGCACAUCUACAAACCCAAACCAAAGGCUGCCAAAAGUGGAAAUCCUGAGAAAUGCUAUCAGGUACAUUGAAAGUUUGCAGUCUUUACUACGAGAGCAGGAUGACAGUUAUUACCCUGUACUGGAACAUUAUAGUGGAGAGUCAGAUGCAUCCAGCCCUCGAUCAAACUGCUCAGAUGGCAUGAUGGAUUACACAGGACCCCCAUGCAAUUCCAGAAGACGAAACAGCUAUGACAGUAGUUACUUCACAGAAACACAGAACGAAUCAAGAAAUGGGAAGACUUCCAUAGUUUCCAGCUUGGACUGUCUCUCCAGCAUUGUAGAGAGAAUUUCAACUGAGAAUUCAACCUGCCCAGUACUGACAGUGCCAGAAACAGGAGCAGAGGGCAGUCCUUCCUCACCCCAUGGGGGAAACAGCUUGAGUGACACUAGUACAUCUAUCCCAUCCCCGACCAACUGUACUGCCCUCUCCCAUGAUACCAGCAACCCAGUUUAUCAAGUACUAUGAAAUGUUUCAUGCUUAGACUUAAAGAAAAAAAAACUGCUACAUUCUGAAAUCCAAAAAAUAUUCCUUCUGAAAAAUUGAAAAUAUGCUGUGAUGCUGGUUUAUGCAUUCUUUGGUGUUAAAUAUUUCCAAGUAUAAAACACCUUCAAAAUUCCUUAAGGCAUCCCAUUUCCAAUAAGAUUUGUAAUCAAUACAGUGUGACUGCUUAUUUAUUUAAAAAUGAAUGACUGUACAGUUAUUUAAGCAUUCAUCAACAUCAAGGAUUUUUGUAAGAAACUGUUCAUAACAGUUAUAAUCUUAGAAAGCUUCAGGUUUUAGUAAUAUGUUCAUAUUGUUUUUUUUUAGAGUUAAUGUUUCAUGUAUAUGCCUUUUGACUUGUACUAAUUUGUCAGAAAGAAGCAAAGAUGUAUGAAGUUAAAAUAAUUCAUUGGCUUAGUGAUUACAUGAAACUUUUAAUGAAAUAUUGUUUUUGUGUAACCAAACACAAUUAUCCCCACUCCACUGCAAAGUGAACAUAAUUGCGGACCACUUUUUGUAAGAAUUUAUAUGUGUAUAUGUGUAAAUAAGAUUGCUUUGCAAAUCAAUUUAAAUAUUUAAUGUUGCUUGGGUUGUUGUGCUAAAUGUUAACUUUAUAUAUUUAUACUGUGUGGCUUCCAAGAUUGUUUCAACAGUAUUCUUAAUAAAAAAACCUUAUUUAUAAAAGUA
Protopterus annectens (West African lungfish) is the source of this 1773-nucleotide messenger RNA. RefSeq names its product myogenic differentiation 1 (gene MYOD1). Gene Ontology annotation, molecular function: RNA polymerase II cis-regulatory region sequence-specific DNA binding; protein dimerization activity; DNA-binding transcription factor activity, RNA polymerase II-specific. Gene Ontology annotation, biological process: positive regulation of myoblast differentiation; muscle organ development; regulation of transcription by RNA polymerase II. The record is from RefSeq and is a predicted model, not a curated record. The transcript is spliced from 3 exons. NCBI's taxonomy places the organism in Eukaryota, Metazoa, Chordata, Ceratodontiformes, Protopteridae. The coding region runs from base 238 to 1071 and encodes 277 amino acids.